CUUCCUGUUCGUUUAUUGAUGGUGAGUGAAUCAAACACACAGCUUCCGGGAGGGAGGAGUCAGUUUGUGUGCGAGGACGAGACUUUAUAUCUGAGCUGAUGCUUGACGCACACUCGGGUUUCACUGGGUUCAGAGUUAGUUUUUCAUAUAAUAACAGAUUUUAAUGAGGAUUACCGGGCGUCCAGGGCCGCAGCCAAAACCUCCAGGUACCAGAGUGCGGCCCCACCUGAAGGAUGAGGAGGCCCGGCUGCAGGGGGCCGUUGAUCUGCUCUGAGCUUCACCGCCUGGACUCGUCUGACAGAUGAAUCAACAAACAACAACAACAACAACAACCUUGUCCGUCCCGGAGCUCGUCCCCGGGAAGCCAGGUGCAUUCUGGGCUUUCACCCGACUCCACUGAACAGUCAACACUCAGAUGCAGAGGGGGGGGCACCAUGCUUUUGGUCUUCAGCAAAGCGCAGGUUCUCUACGCGAUGAUGAUGCUCAACGUCUUUUUCUGCGUCCUGAUGAGCGUGUUGUGGAACCGGGGGCACCACAGGAGGGGCCCUCGAGGGGUUCACGUCCCGACAGAGAGGUUCUGGCACCAACAGGACGAGAGAGAAUCCUUCUGGAACACGGAGCAGCGGCGCCUGGACCUCCUCUACAACCUCACCGAGCUGCCGCACCGGUCAGAUGACACCAGACCCCUCGACCCGGUCCCCUCGGACUCGGACUACAGAGUCACCACUAACAUCUCGGACUUCAACGCCCUGCCGCAGAGAUUCCAGGAUUUUCUUCUGCACAUGCGCCGCAGGACGUACCCCAUGCUGAUUGACCAGCCCCACGUCUGUGAGGGAAACCCCUUCCUGCUGCUGGCGGUCAAGUCGCUGACGCCACACUUCGACCGCCGGCAGGCUAUCCGUGAAACAUGGGGCCGAGCGGGCGUCUUAGCCAAUCGUACAGUGGCGACUGUGUUUCUGCUCGGCAACACCGUGUCAACGGAUCACAUCCCAGACCUGCAGCCGAUGCUGGGCUACGAGGCGCAACUUCACAAAGACCUCCUCCAGUGGGACUACAGGGACACCUUCUUCAACCUCACCCUGAAGGAGAUACUCUUCUUGGAGUGGUUCAGCCAGAACUGUCCCCACGCACAGUUCAUCCUCAAGGGGGACGAUGACGUCCUGGUCAACACUGUGCGAAUCAUCGACCUCCUGGAAGGCCUGCCGGAGAACAAGUCCAGGGAUCUGUUCAUAGGGAAUGUCAUCAGUAACGCCAGCCCAAUCAGAGACAGGAAACUGAAGUACUUCAUCCCCGAGAGUGUGUUUGUGGGGCAGUACCCGCCGUACGCUGGGGGUGGAGGGUAUGUGUACUCUGGGGAUUUGGCGCUUCGCCUUCACAGCGUAUCCCAGCAGGUCGUCUUGUAUCCCAUCGAUGACGUCUACACAGGGAUGUGUCUGAGGAAACUGGGUCUGGCUCCUGAGAAAAACUCUGACUUCAGGACUUUUGACAUCGAGGACGAGCACAGGGACGACCCCUGCGUCUACAGGAGCUUGAUGCUGGUUCACAGCCGCAUGCCACAGGAGAUUCUACAGAUCUGGUCAUGGAUUGUGCGUCCUGAGCUGGAGUGUCUUAUACAGCCCCUGUCUACGGCCCCUGGAGACGGGCCCGUGAAGAUGGCCCCUGAAGACGGGCCCCUGAACGCAGGCCCCUGAAGACGGGCCCCUGAACGCAGGCCCCUGAAUAAGGGCCCCUGAAGGCAGGCCCCUGAAGAUGGCCCCUGAAGACGGGCCCCUGAAGGCAGGCCCCUGAAGAUGGCCCCUGAAGAAGGGCCCCUGAAGACGAGCCCCUGAAGACGGGCCCCUGAACGCAGGCCCCUGAACGCGGGCCCCUGAAGACGGGCCCCUGAAGACGGGCCCCUGAAGACGGGCCCCUGAACGCGGGCCCCUGAACGCGGGCCCCUGAAGACGGGCCCCUGAAGACGGGCCCCUGAAGACGGGCCCCUGAACGCAGGCC
This is a messenger RNA of Platichthys flesus (European flounder), 1992 nucleotides long. RefSeq names its product UDP-GlcNAc:betaGal beta-1,3-N-acetylglucosaminyltransferase 2a (gene b3gnt2a). Gene Ontology annotation, molecular function: hexosyltransferase activity. Gene Ontology annotation, cellular component: membrane. The record is from RefSeq and is a predicted model, not a curated record. The coding region runs from base 435 to 1691 and encodes 418 amino acids. Lineage: Eukaryota; Metazoa; Chordata; Actinopteri; Pleuronectiformes; Pleuronectidae. The transcript is spliced from 3 exons.